AUGAAAACGUUAAUUUUAUAUUUAAAAAGUACUACAUUUCUUCUUUUAAUUUGGAUGUAUCAAUGUUUUUAUAACUGUGAUUCCUAUAAAACAUUGAUUGGUGAAAAUAUAUUGCAAAAAGAAAAUAAGUUAAAAUAUGAAAGGAUAUUAACAGAGGGUGACAUAACAGCAAAAAAUCAAGCUUACGCUGAAGUAUACACAGAAGAAUGUCCGUUAGAUAAUAAAAAAAACAAAUGUGAAGAUCCGUUUCAAUAUGAGAAUCCGUGCGAUCAUUGGAAUAACGUCAUUGCUCCACGAAUGUUGGAGCUAUUUAAUAAAGAAACAAGUGGAAUGGACCCUAAAUGGAGAGACCAAAAAUGGAAAAAUGAAUGGAAUAACAUUUCAUCUAAAAAAGUUAAUGAUCUAUCUUCAAUAUCUCAUCGACAUGAUAUUUCAGAAGAAGAAAAAAAAAAAUUAAUUGAUAGUGUUAUGGAAGAACUUUUCUCAGAAUUUGUAAAAUUUUUAGACGAAUGUGAAAAAGAGAUAAUAGACAAUAAAACAGGAUCCGUAUGUAAGAAAGAGAUGAGAGACAAUAAAAUCGAAUCCAAAUGUAAGAAUGAGAUGAGAGACAAUAAAACAAAAUCCGAAUCUAAGAAAGAGAUAAGAGACAAUAAUACGGAAUCCGAAUUUAAGAAAGAGAUGAAAGACAAUAAAACAGAAUGCGAAUUUAAGAAAGAGAUGAAAGACAAUAAAACAGAAUCCGAAUUUAAGAAAGAGAUGAAAGACAAUAAAACAGAAUGCGAAUUUAAGAAACAGAUGAAAGACAAUAAAACAGAAUCCGAAUCUAAGAAUGAGCAGGGAGAAAAUAAAAUAAAAAAUAAGAAAUUAAAUAUUUGGAAAUUUCUUAUUAAUAUGUUUGAUAACCAUUAA
Molecule: messenger RNA, 909 nt
Organism: Plasmodium gallinaceum
Lineage: Eukaryota; Apicomplexa; Aconoidasida; Haemosporida; Plasmodiidae
Product: fam-g protein
Exons: 2
Coding region: 1-909 (302 amino acids)
Source: RefSeq, a predicted model, not a curated record